UAAGAUUUCGUUUCUGUUACAUGAGAGAGACUGAUUUUUUUGAGAUCCGAAAUGGAGAGUAGAUAAGAACAAAAUUUCCGGUUAGAGAGAGAGAUCCUGAUCUUUUCAAGCAUUUUUCAUCGGAGAGAGAGAAAAUCUGUGAUUCCGUACUGUAUAGUGGCUGCUACAAAUACGAUCGAUGACAUUAAUGCAUUCAUGUCUCUCUUCCGUGCAUGAAGUCACUGAAUCAUUGCCUGGAGAUUUUGAAUGAAAAAACAAGAACAGAGAGAAAUUAAAAGCUGGCUGAAACUUCUGCAAAAUUUGUUGUGAUUCACUGUUUUCGGCGAACAGUUAAAAAAGGAUUACAGCUACUUGCUCCUGAAGUUCUUCAUUUCCUGGCGAGUCGUCUUUUGUUUUUUAGUCCUUUGGGGUUCCCAAAGAAACUGUGUCUGCUCUCUGAGGUUUCGCCGUGAAACUGCUCGGGAACGGAGGAAUGUUCUUAGGCGACCGCCUGAAGACAAAUUGUGCAAAGCUCAAUCCGUAAAAAUCCCCCGGCUUCCAAAAAAAAAAAAAAGAAGUAGACUGUAUUUUGGGGAGGAAGUUAACAUCCUUUUUAUCCUAGUUUUUCCUUUCGAAGCUCCUUGAAGAGUCUCCGGCCGCAUAUCUUUGAUUUUAAUGCUUCAGAAGGAGAGCGUUUACAGAUAUAGCCCGAAGUGAGGCUUCUUCCAGCUCUGUGAAGUAGAAGCCUUGAGACUUUUGAAAAUAAAAGGGAUUUGCAGACCACUGUUUGAUCGCUCAUUUUCAUAUUCCGAAAAUUGGCAUUCAAACAAUGGAGGCAGAGAAAUGCUUGGAUCCUCAACUAUGGCACGCCUGUGCCGGAGGCAUGGUCCAGAUUCCUCCGGUUAACUCCAAGGUCUUCUACUUCCCUCAGGGCCACGCUGAGCACGCCCAGGCCCGCGUCGAUUUCGACUCCUUGCCCAGAACCCCUGCUCUCAUUCCUUGUCGAGUUAGGGCCGUGACGUUCUUAGCUGACCCUGAAACCGACGAGGUUUUCGCCAAGAUCAGAUUGGCUCCAACGGGAAACACUGAGCUUGAUUUUGUUGAUGAUCAGCUUUUGGGGGCCAAUGGGUCUGAGAAUCCAGAGAAACCCGCUUCCUUCGCCAAGACAUUGACCCAAUCCGACGCCAACAAUGGGGGCGGUUUCUCGGUUCCGAGGUACUGUGCCGAGACAAUUUUCCCGCGGUUGGAUUACAAGGCGGAUCCGCCGGUUCAGACCGUGAUUGCCAAGGAUGUUCACGGAGAGGUCUGGAAAUUUAGGCAUAUUUACAGGGGGACGCCGCGCCGGCAUUUGUUGACGACUGGGUGGAGCACCUUCGUAAACCACAAGAAGCUAGUUGCAGGGGAUUCCAUUGUUUUCCUGAGAGCUGAAAACGGUGAUCUCUGUGUCGGUAUUCGACGAUCCAAGAGGGGAAAUGGCGGUGCACCAGAGUCCCUAUCUGGGUGGAACCCCGGUCCUGGCUAUUCUGACUCGCCAUACUGUGGAUUUUCGGUGCUUUUGAGGGAGGAGGAAAACAAAGUAAUCCGAAAUGGUUGUGGGAAUUCAAGCCCUGGUGGAAAUAUGAGAGGAAAGGGAAGGGUGAGGCCUGAAUCGGUUGCUGAAGCUGUGGCUCUUGCUGCUGGUGGGCAGCCAUUUGAGGUUGUUUAUUAUCCCAGGGCAGGCACGCCAGAGUUUUGCGUUAAGGCCUCGGCUCUGAAGGCCGCGAUGAGCAUUCAGUGGUGCUCUGGGAUGAGGUUUAAGAUGGCAUUUGAAACAGAGGAUUCUUCCCGCAUAAGCUGGUUUAUGGGAACCGUAGCUUCUGUUCAGGUUGCUGACCCCCUCCGUUGGCCUAAUUCCCCAUGGCGGCUUCUUCAGGUGACAUGGGAUGAGCCAGAUUUGCUCAAUAAUGUGAAGCGUGUAAGCCCAUGGUUGGUUGAACUGGUAUCAAACUUGCCCACCACUCACCUCUUGCCCUUCUUACCACCAAGAAAAAAGUUGCGCCUCCCGCAACAUCCAGACUUUCCACUUGAUGGCCAAUUUCCAAUGCGGUCAAUUUCAGGCAACCCCCUUGGGCCCAGCAGCCCCUUUUGUUGUCUAUCUGAUAAUGCUCCUGCAGGCAUACAGGGAGCCAGGCAUGCUCAAUUUGGAAUAUCUUUAUCAGAUCUCCACUUUAAAAACAAACUGCAGUUAGAGCUGUUUCCGUCCAGUUUCCAGCCGUUCAAAAUACAUUCAAGAACUUGCAAUGGUAUUGUCAAAGGUGACACAAACAGCAAUGAAAAUUUAUCUUGCUUGCUAACCAUAGGAAAUUCCAGCCAGAAUUCGGAGAAAUCAGAUAAAGUGAAGAGACACCAGUUUUUACUCUUCGGUCAACCAAUAGUCACGGAGCAGCAGAUUUCUCAAAGCAGUUCUAGUGAUGCAGUCUCGCAAGUUCUUAGCAGGAAAAAUACAACAGAUGGAAAUCAAGAAAACGUAAAGUUACUUUCUGAUGAUGGUUCAGGAUCCACACUUGACCAGAAGGUUUCGUUGGAGAAAUCAUCAAGUGCUGGGUUUUCAUGGCACCAGGGUUUCCAAACCACUGAACUUGGGUUGGACACUGGUCUCUGCAAGGUAUUCAUGGAGUCGGAGGAUGUGGGACGCACACUUGACCUCUCGGUUCUUGAUUCUUACGAAGAGCUGUACAGGAGGCUAUCCAAGAUGUUUGGAAUAGAAAGAUCAGACAUGCUAAGCCCUGUGCUAUACCGAGAUGCAACUGGUGCUGUAAAGCAAACUGGAGAUGAACCGUUUAGUGAUUUUAUGAAAACAGCAAAAAGACUGACAAUUCUGAAAGAUUCAGGCAGCAACAAUAUUCAAAGGACAUGGAUUACGUGGAUGAGAAAUGCUGAAAAUGGACUGGAUGCAUCAAACAAGACAGGUCCCUUGAGCAUAUUUGCAUAACAGUGUGGAGUUUUGAGACUUGGAUGUUGAAAGUGAAUAAAUCUUUGGAAGCUGCUUAUUUUUUUAGUAAAUGUAGUUAGGAAAAACAUGAAAUGAAACCAUUUAUCUUGUUUUAUGGUGAUGUCGUGGUAAAUAUCCAUACGUUUGAGAGAUAUAAUGCUCAACAUUAUGGUGAAUUUGUCUUGUAUGUGUAUAUGCCAUGAAUCCAUCUCUGGACUGAUUUUUUGCCCAGUCAUUAUAUAUUGGCAUUCCCUCUCU
Molecule: messenger RNA, 3208 nt
Organism: Carya illinoinensis
Lineage: Eukaryota; Viridiplantae; Streptophyta; Magnoliopsida; Fagales; Juglandaceae
Product: auxin response factor 18-like
Exons: 5
Coding region: 809-2950 (713 amino acids)
Biological process (GO): response to hormone; regulation of DNA-templated transcription
Cellular component (GO): nucleus
Molecular function (GO): DNA binding; protein binding
Source: RefSeq, a predicted model, not a curated record